CCCGCCAGGCGUCUUCAGCGCCCGCCCGCUUGCGGGCCUGCGCCCGGCCUGCUACACCCGGAGCUGGGGCCGCAGCUCAGGGGCGCUCAGGCCAGGGGCGCCCCUCCGGGUGAGCCAGCCGCGCCGCCGGGCUGGUUCCCCGCGCCAGCGCCGGGAAUGCCGUUCUACAGGCGCACGGUGGUGCCCCAGCGCCUGUGCCCGCGCAACCCGCCGCAGCCGCUCGCCGAGCUCCGCGACGUGAGCCACCUGGCUGCGCUCAGCCUGCUCCGGCAGCUCGCCGACCUCUGCGGCCACUCUCUGGCUCUGCUCGAGGACCUCGAGGGGCACCUGCUGGCCUUGGGGCGCCGCACCGACAGCCUGUGCCGGCGCACCGUGCGCCUCCGCCGCCGCUUGCCCUGCCGCCUGCUCCGUCCGGAGGAAGACGACGAAGAGCUAGGGCAGGAGGAGACGGUUGUAAAUCUACAUGGAGAUGAGAAAAAUGAGAGCUGCACCUUUAGACUGCAACCAGAUUUCCCAUUCGAUGAACUACUGAGGCGGGGAUGCGGCCUGCUUGAGUUUGAUGGAGCAGGGGGAAAUUCCGGGACUUGGAACAGGCACUUGCCAGAGCUCACUUUGUUUCUGUCCUACCUGUCAUCCCCAGAGACCCUUGGGACACUGGCUUGACAGGGUGGGGCAGGCAAGCAAGCAAGCCCAUUUUCUUUUAAAUACCAUGAAAUUCCUGGUCUGCCCACGUGGUAUUUCCACGUGUUGAAAACGUCUUCCCUGGAAAUUUGGACACCAAAAUGUCUACUAGAAUUUCCUCCACCUCAGAAACAAGAAAUUUAAUCUUCUUUUUUUUGUUGUUGUUGGACAAAUGAGCAGCUAAGGUGAUAAAAGCAUCAGGAUGACGGAAUAGUGGAGUAGAGGAGAAGAUUCAAAUUACGGCUUUUGGGCUCAACUUUGACCUUUGUGCAGUUGACUGUGUGUCAGGAGGAGAGGGGUGAAUUUGCAUCGUCUGCCACGCACUUCUCUGGUUUGGGUGGAGUGGGUUUAUACAGUGUGGCACCAAAAACUCGGUCAUUAACCAUUGUCGGUGUCCUGACACUUGACCACUGAGGCCCAGAAAAAGGAAGGGACUUGUCCAAAGGUAGCCAGCUGGGUCAAGCCCAUUAAUAGCCCUAAGUGCUGCAAAGAUUAUAAUGUCUCCCCAUAUGUAAUUCCAAAUGAAAGAAAUGUUAAACCUUCAGAUAAAGUGUUAUUGGGGGGAGCACCUGGGUGGCUCAGUUGGUUGAGUGCCCGACUCUUGAUCUCGGCUCAGGUCUUGAUCUCAAGGUUGUUGAGUUUGAGCCCCAUGCUGGGCGUGGAGCCUACUUAAAAAAAAAUAAAUAAAAUGUUAUUUUUGAGAUUACUCAGAGUUCCACAGGUAUGUUGAAAUUAAAAUGGCUUAUAGAGUUUUUUCAUUCUUUCGUACUCCUGUUGUCGGGGACCUAAGCAUAUACUUAAUCUCCCCUAUGAGGAAUGUGGCACCUGCUAGGUCACACAGCAGAUAAAUGGCAGGAAGCCUUGAUCUAGAAGCCAGGCCUCCUGACAUCGAAGCCAGUGCUCUGUGCCGCUAAGUUCAAAACCAGCUGUUCCUUGAGAGUCACCACCCUGGCAGUUUUUCCAGCUGGAAUUUGUCCAGGAUAAUGAAUGACUCCUGCUACCUUUGCCAAC
Lutra lutra (Eurasian river otter) is the source of this 1692-nucleotide messenger RNA. RefSeq names its product NHS-like protein 2. The record is from RefSeq and is a predicted model, not a curated record. Bases 157 to 663 code for a protein of 168 amino acids. The transcript has 3 exons. Lineage: Eukaryota; Metazoa; Chordata; Mammalia; Carnivora; Mustelidae.